Molecule: messenger RNA, 1441 nt
Organism: Triticum aestivum (bread wheat)
Lineage: Eukaryota; Viridiplantae; Streptophyta; Magnoliopsida; Poales; Poaceae
Exons: 3
Coding region: 186-1154 (322 amino acids)
Source: RefSeq, a predicted model, not a curated record
GGAUCCACGUCUCCGUAAAAAGAAAAUAAAAAGAAAAAACGCGCUGGCGUGCACGUGUGGAGAGCGCGUACCCGCGUAGCGUAGCCUUGCCUUGCUUCCUUCCUUCCUCCGCCUCCCCCAAAUCCAUUCCCCUCCCUUUCCCGACGGAGGUGAGAGAUGGAGAGUAUUUCCACGCCGCCGCAGCCAUGAAUUCGACCAAGCGAGCUGUCCCCCAAGGUUCCCCGCGACGAAGCCCCAGGGCCAUGGAGGCCGACGACGACGAGGAGGAGUAUGAAAGCGUGAAGGUGGUGAGUGAUGAUAAGGGUUUGGAAAGUAAGUUAGAUGAAGAAUUCGACUCGUUGGAGUAUGAAAACACAGCAGAAGCUGCCAAGAAACUUGUUGAUACGGUGAAAAUCCUGUGGUCUACAGUGGAACCCCAUUUGCUGAAGAUGCUAGCAUGCUUAUCUGUUGCAGCCCUUGUGACUGUUAUGAUCAAGUAUUCCCAAAGGUCUCGUAAGGUCAAGGUGCCCGUGUCACAACGUAUGCCUUCAGUUCCACCCAGGCGAGUGCCAGUAUUAGCUCCACAUAAUACUGUGCCACUGCCGGUGUUCCAUUCAGAGCAACCUGUGCAACGGAUUGUGCCCAAACAAGAGUCAUAUGCCUGCUUGGAGCUUCCUGUGCAAUCCUUGUUGUCAGAGUCAGAUCAAUCUGUGUGCCUCAAUGUUCCAUCAAUUGGUCAUAGGGAUCGUGAUCAGAAAGGUCAGCAAGAGGAUGUUUGUGCCUCAAUGUUCCAUCAAUUGGUCAUAGGGAUCGUGAUCAGAAAGUUCAGCAAGAGGAUGGUGGCGUUGAAAGGGCUUCAGAUGGCAGUACUGUGGAUCAUAAAGAUACUGACAGAUCAAAGCCACCGGUGGUUCAGUUGCUCGGAGACUUCUCAUUUGUCGAUGCAGAUAGCUCAAGACGGAGGUCUGUCAAAGACUCAAUUCAGCAUGGUGGAGACGUCACGGUUCAGGAAUCCAUGUCUUCGAGGAAGCGUGUGGUCAAGACGCAAAAGGAUUCUGACAAAAUGCAAACCCCUGGUCUUCAAGCAGAGCAAGAAAGAAGGAGACUGCAAGAGCAGAAGAAGAGAAGGUGGGUGCUACACCGACUCCACCGAGGCGUUCAAAUCGUCUCCGUAAACUGGCUUCUCCUUGAGCCAAGACAGACACGGUGCAUUUUAAGUUGAUGUCGGACGCUGAUUCGUCAUGUGGUGCUGGGAGCUGUGGGAGACAUCGCCUAGUUGUAACCCAACGAUGCUAAGAUUUGGUGCUGUAGCUGUAACAGGUUAACUAGUGUAGAAGAAGGCUUGCAGUGUGUUUGGUUUCCCAGAAAACCUGUAUAAUCUGCAUUUGACAUUAUUGUACUGUACUCUUUACCUGCCCCUGAAGGUGAAGCAGAGAUUGCUGGUUUGUAUUGAGCACGUUUA